AUGAACCUGUCCUUCAUCGUCAUCUACAUUGUCGUCCCGAUACUCGGAAUUGCCAUUAAUUUAUACGUCUUUGCGCGGCUGAUUCGGGUGGCCAGGGUGAAUGCCGUUCGUUUCGAAACGACUUCCGCUUUACCAUUAUGUGGCAUGACGGUGGCAGAUUCUGUGUGUCUACUUGCCGAGUUUUCACAGGUAAUUUUCCAUAUGUGGAACAUGCGAGCCGCGCACGACAUCGAAACGCCACGCAGCGAAAAUCAGCUGGCCGUGUUCAAUGUGUUUUGCAAGGUAAACAUCUUCCUGAUGCACACGACAUCCGCGUUCUCCGUGUGGUCGUGGCUGGUGUUGUCAAUAUUGCGAUAUACAGCUGUCUUCCACCCGUUGAAAUAUCGAACGAUAUGGCGGCAGCCGAGGGAUGCGUUAAAGCUCCUGCUCUGCUUUUGCUGCUUCUUCGAGUCGUGGAUCCUCUUCGUCGCUGUUUACAUCUACGGCGAGCAAGAGGGCGAGACGGAGCACAGCCCCGGGAUGUGCGGCGAGAAUCGGGAAAUCGAUACCUCAACGAGAAAAACGGCACACUUAAUGGAUGUCACUCUAUUCUACGCCGUACCCGCAAUAUUACGGAUAUUCUUCGACGGGAUCGUCCUUUUCCACUGCUACUCCCCAUACGGCACGAUCGAGGAGCCGCCUUCUUUUUACGAAAGAAGAUACGCUAUUUCACUUCCGAGCAUGGAGCGGAGCUCAAGGAUAUCGAUUGCCGAGAGCGACUUCCUGGGUGGUGGUGCAAAUAUGGCACUUGUGGUGUCAAUGGCCCAAUGUACUGGAGAUCACAUGUCCAAAAAACGGCUACUCUACCAAAAGCGCCGUCAAUCGAUGAUAAUGCGAUCGAUCACCAUCUCGGCGUUGAAUCUACU
Molecule: messenger RNA, 905 nt
Organism: Mesorhabditis spiculigera
Lineage: Eukaryota; Metazoa; Nematoda; Chromadorea; Rhabditida; Rhabditidae
Source: the annotation of a GenBank genome assembly